Messenger RNA from Rhopalosiphum maidis (corn leaf aphid), 1114 nucleotides. RefSeq lists its product as uncharacterized. The coding region runs from base 425 to 916 and encodes 163 amino acids. Lineage: Eukaryota; Metazoa; Arthropoda; Insecta; Hemiptera; Aphididae. The transcript is spliced from 2 exons. The record is from RefSeq and is a predicted model, not a curated record.
AUAAAAUAAAACGCAAUUUCGCCAAUUUACAAUUUUCUAAUGCUUCAAUCAGUUCAAUCUUGAAUAGUUGAAUCUUCAUUCAAUUGCCGUUAUUGAAAAUUUUCAACAAAAUAUAUUAAUGAAUAAAUAAUAAUUAUAGAACAUUUUUUUAAGUAACUGCCUGCUGAUAAUCGUUUAUCGUUUUUAUAAUUGUUGGAAUUAAGUAGUGUAAAGAGAGGUUGUGCGUUAUUCACACACCACGGUUGAGAUUUUGUGAAUGUUUUCAACAACUAUAUUGUAGUCAGCGCUCAGUAGGUUGAUAUCUACAUUACUCAAUAUUGUCAAUACUAGAAUUGCGCUGUUUACAGAAUUUCGUUGAAAGUUUGUUAACUUUCAAUAUCGCGUAUCAUCUGACAUCUUUAUUGUUUGCCUUUUUCAAUUAGAAAUGUCGAACAUAGUGGAAAUUCCAGAUCCGCGAUCGCCUACUGUGGCUUUUGUCAGAACUCCGUUACGAGUGGUCAAAAUGAUAAUUGAUGAAGAAAAUAAAUCUACAGAGACAAGAAUAAAUAAUGAGUUAUUUGAAAACACUUUGUCUGGAAGUCUAAUAAUGUCAACACCAAUUAGUAACACUUGUGAUACAGAUGAUUCAUUUCAUUCAGCAGUUGGUGAAAAUGAUUUUGAACCUUUAAUAAACAGUAAGGAUACUAAAGUAAUGAAAGAUAGUAGUAAAAAAAAUAGGAGAGCACUGGGGUGCAUUAAAAAUCGUUUGAUUGAAACACCAAAAACGGAUAUGCGUCGUAAGCUUUGGCGUAACAUGGAGGAUGAAAGAGUAAAAAAUGGAGUAAAUAAUGGAGUUGAAAAUACACCACCCUUACCUUUCAUGGAUUUGACUGCUUCAGCUCCACCAAAAUUAUAUAGACCCCGCAAGUAUACAUAAGGUCUUUUUAUUUUUAAUAUUUCAUUUAAUUUUUAUUUACAUCACCAUAAAAUUUCUGAUUUGUCAUUUACUAUACCUAUAUUUUUGUUCUAAUCUAGUAGCAUAUUAAGGAGAACCCAAUAUAACUCAUUCUCACUUUAUAUACAAAUUGAAUUUUUUUGCACCAAUGUUUGUAAUAUACAUUUUUAUGCCUUAUAG